AUGGACGAUCGGAAAGUGGAGAGAUCGGAAAGACAAAGAGCCAGAGAUUUUUGGGGAAUGAAGGUCCCGCAUGGGAUUAAUGGAAAGUUUUUCUCCCGGCAGCGUGUAAUCAUUGUGGCUUUUGCUGUGGGUCUGCUGGGAGUGGUUGGUGCCACUUCCCUGUCCAGGACCUAUUUGCCGCCUCAAGUUCAGGUAGUGCCACAGGUGCAGCAGGUGAUCUCUGUUCCGAGGGUCCAGGUUCAACCCCAGGUCAUCCAUCGUCCGGUAGUUCAGCCGCAGAACGUCUAUCUGCCACCAGCUCCCAGGGUGGUGCCUCAAGUGAUUCCCGUUCAUCGUCCUGCUCCUCAAGUGAUCCCUGCUUAUCGUCCAGCUCCUCAAGUGGUCUCCGUUCAUCGCCCUGCUCCCCAAGUGAUCUCCGUGGCUCCUCCUCGUAACACCUAUCUGCCACCUCCAGUGAUUUCUCGUCCUGCUCCCCAAGUGUUGUCUAUUCCUCGUCCUGCUCCACAGGUGAUCUCGGUGGCUGCUCCACGUAAUACCUAUCUGCCACCCCAGGUGAUCGCCCCCCGUAACACCUAUCUGCCACCCCAGUAA
This is a messenger RNA of Drosophila eugracilis, 591 nucleotides long. Its product is annotated as pollen-specific leucine-rich repeat extensin-like protein 1. Bases 1 to 591 code for a protein of 196 amino acids. NCBI's taxonomy places the organism in Eukaryota, Metazoa, Arthropoda, Insecta, Diptera, Drosophilidae. The record is from RefSeq and is a predicted model, not a curated record. The transcript is spliced from 2 exons.